Colletotrichum tamarilloi is the source of this 1419-nucleotide messenger RNA. Its product is annotated as asparagine synthetase. Gene Ontology annotation, cellular component: cytosol. The record is from RefSeq and is a predicted model, not a curated record. Lineage: Eukaryota; Fungi; Ascomycota; Sordariomycetes; Glomerellales; Glomerellaceae. Gene Ontology annotation, molecular function: asparagine synthase (glutamine-hydrolyzing) activity. Bases 1 to 1419 code for a protein of 472 amino acids. The transcript has 4 exons.
AUGGAUAAACAGCGACGCUACCGUCGUCAUGAAGGUCUCGGCCACGCACGCCUCUCAAUCAUAGAUUUUUCGCCAACGGGCCUUCAACCCUUACACAGUGAAGAUGAGAAAAUCCACGUCGUCGUGAACGGCGAGAUUUACGACCACUUCGGCAUCCGCGGCCGCUGUACCACCGAGUUCGAUUACAACUUCUCCGGGAGGAGCGACAGUGAAGUCAUCCUGGCUCUGUACCAACACCACGGAGUUCGCGGGCUCUUUAAGCACCUGCGUGGCGAAUUCGCCUUCGUCUUAUACGGUGAGCGAUCCGGUGAUGUUAUCGCCGCGAGGGACCGUUUCGGCAUCAAGCCUCUUUUCUGGACAUACAGUAGCGAGACGCCGGCCAAACUCUUGAUCGCCUCGGAGAUCAAGGGGUUUCUGCCCAUGGGGUGGGGGCCCGAGUGGGACGUCGAUGCCAUCUGCAGCGGUGCGGCGGUUCUAGGCGAAGGUACGCUGUUCAAGGGAGUGAAGAAGGUGUUGCCGGGGCAUUGGGUGCAGUUCGGUCGAGACGGGAGCGUGACGCAGCAUCGGUAUUGGGAUGCCGAGUAUGCGGAUAAGACCGUCAAAGAGACACGCAGUAUGGAUGAGAUGGUCGACGGAGUUCGCGAGCGCUUAGUAGAUGCCGUACGCCUCCGCCUCCAAGCCGAUGUCCCCGUCAGCAUCUAUCUUUCAGGUGGUCUCGACUCGUCCAUUGUGGCUGGUAUAACAACGCAGCUCGUACGAGAAAGAGGAGUGAAGCUGGGGAACCAGGAUAUUAAAAAUAGGAUCACUUGCUUGAGCAUCUCCUUUGCUUCUGAUUCCCAGUAUAACGAAUACGACAUUGCAGAACGCACAGAAGAAUGGCUAGACUUGAACACUGUAAAAAAAGUUAUGGACGAGGAAGAACUAGCAAAGCACUUCGCCGACUCCGUAUACCACACCGAGCACCACCACUUCGACAUGAACAGCGUCGGGAAGUACGCCCUCACAGAGCUACCUCGCCAGCAAGGGAUCCCCGUUGUGCUGACGGGUGAAGGGGCAGAUGGGCACUUUGCAGGGUACCUAUUCCUAGUCUCCGACUUCAUACGUGAGCCCGACGAUGCCUUGCCGUUGAUGGAGCUAACGAAGGAUACCGAGCUUCGGGAAGCGCUAAACGAGUCCGCCGCAGCGCAGUUGCGAAGCAUGUACAAAGGGAUGGGCAUGUUUGAUCACUCCCGAACGGAAGAAAGCACCGGCUUCGACUCUCUCGCAGGCUUGGACGUCUUCAUGGUCCAAUGGCGAGGCUUUCUCUCAUCGGACGUGUUUCUCCCCUGGGUGAGAGAAAAACAGAACACACUCAGCGUCUACGAAGCGAUCCUCAACUCCGUCCCCCCAGACGCCCAGGAGAAGAUUCGAACGCGCUGA